Messenger RNA from Vicia faba (fava bean), 324 nucleotides. Lineage: Eukaryota; Viridiplantae; Streptophyta; Magnoliopsida; Fabales; Fabaceae. The record is from the annotation of a GenBank genome assembly.
AUGAUUAAUAAUAGUGAUGAUGAUGAUGAUGAUGAUGAUGAUGAUGAUGAUGAUGAUGAUGAUGAUGAUGAUGAUGAUGAUGAUGAUGAUGAUGAUGAUGAUGAUGAUGAUGAUGAUGAUGAUGAUGAUGAUGAUGAUGAUGAUGAUGAUGAUGAUGAUGAUGAUGAUGAUGAUGAUGAUGAUGAUGAUGAUGAUGAUGAUGAUGAUGAUGAUGAUGAUGAUGAUGAUGAUGAUGAUGAUGAUGAUGAUGAUGAUGAUGAUGAUGAUGAUGAUGAUGAUGAUGAUGAUGAUGAUGAUGAUGAUGAUGAAUAUAUCAUGUCCUGA